AUGCGCUUCCGUCAACUUAUUGGUCUGGGAAAAUACAUAUUCCAUCCACGCAACCCAAUCUGUGAGUGGGUGUUCAUUGGUGUCACUCUUGCGAAUCGGUACCCGGCGAGCACUUGCCUAAAGAUCGGUUUCUCGUCGAAGCAGAGGUCUGCUGGCUUUGAGCAAUAUGCUUACAUUUCCGUGGCAAUCAGUGGUUUCAGGAUGUGGUGUGCCAGACCCCGGGUAUCAGCUGAGAAGAAAGAUAAUAUAAAUGAUACACUAGAAGACGCUGGAGUCGUAGUCCCGGAAGGGGUUUUAUCCUCUAUAAAGGAUUUUACCGACGAUCAAAAAUUGCAACGUGAACAUAACGAAGCCCUUCGCAUCAAAAUUGAACGAUGGGAUGCCGCCCCCAAAGCUCUGGUGGACGCUCCCUCCGAUGCUCCAAAUAUCUAG
Molecule: messenger RNA, 432 nt
Organism: Aspergillus tubingensis
Lineage: Eukaryota; Fungi; Ascomycota; Eurotiomycetes; Eurotiales; Aspergillaceae
Exons: 4
Coding region: 1-432 (143 amino acids)
Source: RefSeq, a predicted model, not a curated record